AGGAGGUGGAGAGGAGUGGAGCCUGCGAGGCUGCGAACCGGCAUCACAACAACAACACGCGAUGGAGGGCCACGGGUACCAGCACUUUGCGCCGGGGGGAGAGCGGGAGACCUACCAUGUGGACUACCGGAGGAUCGUGGGGGACCUGGAGCCCCCGAGGGCCAGCCCCCCGCCCCAGGCAGGGGAGGGGUACGCCCGGCAGACCGCCGCCACGCAUGGCCACGAGACGGCGGCGCAGAGAUACAGCGCCACGCGGAUCCAGGUCGGGCUGGGACCUGUGAGCAUGGCCGAUUUCCUUAUCAGUGGUGGCACAGGCUACGUUCCGGAGGAUGGACUCUCGGCCCAGCAGCUCUUCUCCAUCGGGGAUGGCCUCACCUACAAAUCUGACCAACAGUGUGUUGUCUCGGAUGGUCAAACUGCUGAUGAGCUGUGCUCUAGAGGAGAUGGGUUGACUUACAAUGACUUCCUCAUUCUCCCCGGCUUCAUUGACUUCACCUCAGACGAAGUGGACCUCACGUCGGCCCUGACCAAGAAGAUCACGCUGAAGACCCCCCUCAUCUCCUCUCCGAUGGACACCGUCACAGAGUCGGCCAUGGCCAUCGCGAUGGCGCUGAUGGGUGGGAUCGGUAUCGUCCACCACAACUGCACACCUGAGUUCCAGGCCAACGAGGUCCGGAAGGCCAAGUGUACUUUACUCCCUCCCCACCUCCUUGGAACGCCUCCUAUUGUAUAUUGGCCUUCUAGAAUAACCAUGAACGGGCUCAAUGAACAUAGAGACCACCGACAAACCCUAGUGCAGCGCUUCGAGCAGGGCUUCAUCACAGACCCCCUGGUCAUGAGCCCCAAGAACACGGUGGGCGACGUCUUCGAGGCCAAGGUGCGCCACGGCUUCUCGGGGAUCCCCGUCACGGAGACGGGCAAGAUGGGCGGCAAGCUGGUGGGCAUCGUCACCUCGAGAGACAUCGACUUCCUCACGGAGAAGGAUCACAGCAGACCCCUGGGGGAGGCCAUGACCAAGAGGGAGGAGCUGGUGGUGGCGCCCGCAGCGGUCACACUGAAGGAGGCCAACGACAUUCUGCAGCGCAGCAAAAAGGGCAAGCUGCCCAUCGUGAACGACAGCGACGAGCUGGUGGCCAUCAUCGCGCGGACGGACCUGAAGAAGAACCGGGACUACCCGCUGGCCUCCAAGGACUCCCGCAAGCAGCUGCUCUGUGGCGCCGCCAUCGGGACCCGGGAGGACGACAAGUACCGCCUCGACCUGCUGGUGCAGGCCGGGGUCGACAUGGUGGUGCUGGACUCCUCGCAGGGCAACUCGGUGUACCAGAUCAACAUGAUCCACUACAUCAAACAGAAGUACCCCGACCUGCAGGUGGUGGGAGGCAACGUGGUGACGGCAGCACAGGCCAAGAACCUGAUCGACGCGGGCGUGGACGCCCUCCGGGUGGGCAUGGGCUGUGGCUCCAUCUGCAUCACACAAGAAGUGAUGGCGUGCGGUCGGCCCCAGGGCACCUCGGUGUACAAGGUGGCGGAGUACGCGCGGCGCUUCGGCGUGCCGGUGAUCGCCGACGGCGGGAUCCAGACGGUCGGACACGUGGUGAAGGCGCUGUCCCUGGGGGCGUCGACCGUGAUGAUGGGCUCCCUGCUGGCCGCCACCUCCGAGGCGCCGGGAGAGUACUUCUUCUCGGACGGCGUGCGGCUGAAGAAGUACCGCGGGAUGGGCUCGCUGGACGCCAUGGAGAAGAGCACCAGCAGCCAGAAGAGAUACUUCAGUGAGGGCGAUAAGGUGAAGGUCGCCCAGGGUGUGUCGGGCUCCGUACAGGACAAGGGCUCCAUCCACAAGUUCGUCCCCUACCUGAUCGCCGGCAUCCAGCACGGCUGCCAGGACAUCGGCGCCAAGAGCCUGUCUGUGCUCAGGUCCAUGAUGUACUCCGGGGAGCUGAAGUUUGAGAAGAGGACUAUGUCGGCACAGGUGGAGGGUGGUGUCCACGGGAUGCACUCUUACGAGAAGAGGCUGUACUGAUGGACUUGCCCGGACCAACCCAUUCCCGCAGUGACCAAAUGUAACCCCCACCCCCCCCGACAAAACCUCCUCACAGAAACACCCCCGCACCAACCAACACACUUGGCUUGGCUCGCCCGCACUUCUCGUUGUCAUAUGAGCUCUCUCUCUCUCUUCUUCUCUGAUGCUACAAGCCAAUAAGUCGUGGAGGAGGGAGGGAGGGGGGAGAAGAGCUUGGUGAUGGGGGAGUCGUAGGGAGGGGAGACAGUAUAGAAUUGUGUGACACCCGUUGCUUAGACCACCACCUAAAGUGUGUGUGUGUGUGUGUGUGUGUGUGUGUGUGUGUGUGUGUGUGUGUGUGUGUGUGUGUGUGUGUGUGUGUGUGUGUGUGUGUGUGUGUGUGUGUGUGUGUGUGUGUGUGUGUGUGUGUGUGUGUGUGUGUGUGUGUGCCAACGCCCUGUGUGUUAGUGUUGGAAGUUAUGAAAGUGAUUCCUCCUGUAAGUUUAGACAGUCCUGUUUUUGGAUUCUGGCAUGCGCUCCAAAAAUUUAAUAAAUCCCUAAAUUUAAUAAAUCAACAAGAAACAUGUAUUCUCCAUUAUCUGGCCCCUUGUAACCAAAUGUUUUUAUGUUGAUUAUAGAAGUGACCAAAAACAGUGCGCCAUAGCUGUGAGUUCAGGGAGGGGUCAACACGAUGUAUGUGUUAAAUAGUACACACAAGUCAAUCAUUGAUGACCGAUGAAGACCCAUGCCUUUCCCGGGUCUAAAAAGGCCCCGAAUUUCUCUUAGUUUAACGUUAAGGUGUAUAGAUUACAACUGGUGAAGGGUGGGGGGGGCUGGGGCUGCGAUAUAGCAUGACUGGGGGUUUAUCGUCUUUUUAUUUUUAUAUGCAUGCUUGGUUCCUGGGGAUGGGGUGUGGACGGAUUCUGCUUGUUUUCUUAGGUGUCGUUUCGCUCUUUGUUUUUCUAAUGACUCUCGUACUGCCAAGUGACCCGCCGCCAAAACCCCCCCACGCCGCCACGCCCCCCCGCCGCCACAACGCCGCCACGCCCCCCCCGCCUCCACGCCCCCCACGCCGCCACGCCCCCCCUGCCUCCACAACCCCCCCACGCCUCCACGUCCGCCGGCCGCCUCCAACAGACACACACCGCUUAUUUUUGUAAAUCCGAAACAAACCAAAACUGGCUCCACACAGGUCAGCUGCUACCACUACAUCCUGCCCCCCCCCCCCCCCCCCCCAACACACACACACACCCCACCUACCACCCCUACACCCUUACCCCCCCCUGAGCGCCUCGCCUGUCCUCCUCUUCCUCAAGGUCCGCCGCAGGAAGUUGUCCCGAUGGUCACAGAUUUCAUUUCUCCUUAAUAUUAUUAUUAUUAUAUAAACCAGAGAUAUGCCUUGAAGCUGGGACAAAUGAGGGUGCUGCUCUGAAAGUCUUCUGCGUGUUGAAAUAAAGCCCCCCCCCCCCACACACGCACACGGCCUGUCCUCUCUAUCACCCACCGCCCCCGCUGGGUAUAAUCAGUCGACCCAGUCGGCUUCUCUCUCCACGGUGGACGGGCUGUUACUUUAGUUUCCUUAUUUGUUUGUUCCUUUGUUUGUUUUGUGUUCAUGUCCCCUGAACGGUUCAAUGGAGUUCUUGCAGUUGACCCGAUUGGUAAAGAGAAAUGUACAUGAUGUAUGGAUAUAUAUGUAUAUGUUUAUGUAUACAUAUUCCUAUAUUUUGUUGGUAAAGAUUUCCACAUCCACGUGAAGAUUUUUGAGGUUGACGAUUUAUUGUGCAUUUCUGCAUUUUUUUUUUUUUUGUUUUUUUUUUUGUUUGUCCAUCCAAAGCAAAAAUCCCGCCACUGGAUUUUGGAAGUGCUGGUGUUUGAUGGAGCUGCUUCUGACUAGAGACAUUUUAUUUUAGCUUCACACUUGCAACUGUAGUUAACCAGUAAAUGCUAGAAGCACCUCUUCCCAAUUCACUAACAAUUGCUGUUUUAGAUGGACAGAAAAUACUCCAGUGUAGUAUUUGAGAUGCGUGCAGGACCUUGUUUACAAUAGGAUAUUCAACUGCGUGUUAUCUUGAAGCAAAAUAAAUAAAGGUCAAUCUGUGUUUGAA
Messenger RNA from Gadus macrocephalus (Pacific cod), 4104 nucleotides. Its product is annotated as inosine-5'-monophosphate dehydrogenase 1b. The transcript is spliced from 17 exons. Lineage: Eukaryota; Metazoa; Chordata; Actinopteri; Gadiformes; Gadidae. The record is from RefSeq and is a predicted model, not a curated record. Gene Ontology annotation, molecular function: IMP dehydrogenase activity. Gene Ontology annotation, biological process: GTP biosynthetic process. Bases 62 to 2020 code for a protein of 652 amino acids. Gene Ontology annotation, cellular component: cytoplasm.